UUUAGAAUCGGCGGGAUGUUUACUCCAAAAUACCAGGUUUGCGGGAGGUAUCGACUACUAAAAAUAACUUGCAAAGAUAAAGCAUUAAAUCUGUUUUCGAAUAUUUGCUUUUGUUUUUAAGAGCAGUGCAAAAUCUUGCGUGCGGUACACAAUGAUAAAGGAAGAUGCUUUGAAUUACUACCACAGAAUAAAGACCCUUUUCUGUUCUGCUUAGCAACCAGUGAGAAAUCCCAACAAACAAUUCGUGCUAUUACGUCAAGCCAUUCAGCUCCUUCACAAUUCCAGUUUCGCUCCAGUGUUUCGCUCCUGCAACAAAAUCAAGGCGCAUAUUUGCGGAGGCAUAUUUUUACGUAAUCACAGCUUUUCAUUUUAAAGAUUCUUCCUCACGAUGACGUAUGACAACCCACUUGCUUUCAGGCCUAAUUAAUCGCGUACCCCUAGAAAAGAGACUCUCCACAGCACUGAAUCUCAAUUUAGCUACACAUUCGGAUGAGAAGGUUGCUUGCUUUCUUGACUGAAGUCAGGCAAACCAGGAAGAAUAAAGUACUUAACGAAGAAUUACUGAACUUCAUGAUGGGUGUUAUUGAUCUCGUCGACGAAUUUCACGACAGUUUCAUGAUGAUUUUUAUAAUCCUUGCUGUUGCGGCAUUUUUCUGCUGGCUGUUCGUGAGACCAUUCUUAACAUUUAAGAAAUAUGGAAUUCCUCACCCAAAUUUCAGCUAUUUCACUGGAAAUUUAUUUGAUGUUGAAAGAGAGGGCAGUAAUAUGGAGUUUGCUAUGACAAACAUGAAAAAACUGGGUAACAUAUUUGGAUUAUACUGGGGAAGGCUCCCGGUGGUUAUUGUUGCUGAUCCUAAAGUACUUGAAGUCGUUUUUGUAAAGGAAUUCGCAAAUUUCCAUGAUAGAGAUUAUUCCCAUGGCAAUCACAAAUGGCCAAUGCAUUUGAAUUUGUUAACCGGAAAAUACAAACAUUGGAAGAGAAUUCGCCCCACGAUCAGCCCGACGUUUUCAGCAAGCAAAAUCAAGCAGACAAUUCCGCUUGUGAUGCAGUCAGUCAAAACCAUGGCAGAAGUUUUGAAGAAGCAGGCCAAAACUGAAGAUAUUAUUGACAUUAACAAGAUCUUUGAGCGGAUGGCAAUGGAAGUGAUUCUAUCAGUUGCUUUCGGGUUGAAGACCGAAUUCCAGUUAAAAGGAGACAAGAAGAUUUCAAAAGCUGCAGAUAAAUUCUUUCAGCGUGGGUUGGGUGGUAUAUUUAUCGAUAUGUUGCCAAUGCCCAUUUGUAUCAAAGAUUUCUUCAAAAAGUGCUUUACUGCCCCGGACCCGUCGUACUUGAUCAGACUUAUAAAGCCGGUGAUAGAAGAAAGGAAGAUGAGUCCAUCCACGAGAAAGGACUUCUUGCAGUUGCUGCUAACUGAAAGCAAGGUUGAUGGUCAGCUGAAAUUGAGUGAUGCGGAUAUUUACGCCUCCGCAAUUUCAUUCUUACUGGCUGGGUAUGAGACCACAAGCAACGCACUGGCCUACACGACCUACCUACUUGCACUUCAUCCUGAAAUUCAAGAACGGCUGUACAAUGAAGUGAAAGAAUGCGACAUGAACUCAGAGGAUGCCGAUAUUUACAAUGAGAUCCAAAGAUUCAGCUAUCUCGACUGCGUUUUCAACGAAUCUCUUCGCUUGUACCCACCAGGAUGGGAGACAUUGCGAAAGACCGGAAAGGACUGCGUGUUUGGAGGAAUUACGAUACCAGCUGGAACAAUGCUUAUCAUUCCAAUUUUAGCGAUACAUCGAUCGGAACAGUUCUGGAAAGAUCCUUAUGCCUUCGACCCGGAAAGGUUCAGCCAAGAGAGGAAAGGUGAUAUCAUUCCAUACACUUUCAUGCCAUUCGGCCACGGGCCUCGCAAUUGUGUUGGAAUGCGAUUUGCUCUGACCGAGGCUAAGCUCACUCUUAUCACCCUACUGAAGAAAUUUCGUUUUGUGAAGACCAAAGAAACAGAGCCACACCCACUCAAAUUGAACUUUGGAGUCACAAUUAGCCCAGCCAAUGGAAUCAAAGUUGGCGUGGUGGAGAGGUAAUGCGUCUCAUAGAGGUCAAUCCAUCAGUGGAACUUGUUAAAUUUUCAUAUGUUAUUCAUUUAUUUUGAUAAUCAAGUCUAUUCUUAUGCAUCAAUAUUUCCUAGUCUUUGAUAAUCUCAAUUUUGGUAGUCAUUUAAUUCCCUACAAUGCCUGCCAAAAGUACUUGGAACACCCACCAAUUUACGCUGCAUUUGAUAUCUUUCAUUCCUUUCAUGAAAAAAAAUUGCUACUUCCGCCCCCUUCCCCCUCAAACAAUGUUGAUGAUUUAGAGAAAUACCAUAAAAGAAGCGCAAAAGAAAGUGCUUCCUAAAAUCCUACCCCGUUUGAUAGUAAACCAACAUUGUUCCGUGGGGGAGAGGGGGAUGAUUGGUUUUGACCUUGGAAAUUGAUGUCAGAGUUCCAAGACUUUUGGCAGGCAUUGUAGCUCUAUUAUUGAAUGAAUCAAAAAAAAUUUGACAAUGUCAUCAUAAAGUAUUUUUACAAUUCAUGUGUUUAAUGAAAAUGCCGCUAAUUGAGGAACCGUGAAAAAACAUUUGUAUCAAUAAAAAAAAGUUUUGCCAACUGUUUGCAAGAUGAAACAUUUCUCUUCGAAGAUAAAUAGGUAGUAACAAAAACACAUUUCAAAUGAAAAUUGGUAAUUUUUUUAUUUCAAUUCUCCUUAGUAAGUUGGUUCAUAGAAAACUUAUUCUAUGGUUCAUCUCACUUUACUUUUUUCGUGGUUGUUUUAAAGUAACUUAAACAUGUAUAAUCGGAACAUCAAAAUACUAUUGUGUUUUUUCUAUUCCUAGCGAUCAUUAUAUAAGUAUCAAAAAAAGAAAUUUCUUGUGUAAUUAAAUCGUUUAGAAUCAAUAUAUAAUCAAGGUUUUGGUAUGAAUUGUAAAUAUGAACAUUGUAUUUGAGUUCAAUUCUAAGUUUUGCCUCUUCUUUGCUUGAUCCUAAUUGUCAUAUGCCUCGGAAAUAAAACAAGUUUCGUGAUAAAAAACAUCAGAAUUUGCCACAAUCACCGCAGAAUGCAAGUUUAUAUAUGUUCAUCUUUAAUGAAGAGUCUUCUAUUAUGUAUUUAAGUGAGGCUAUUGAUCUCACAGGAAAAUGAUGUAGAUAUUGAUGUUCAAAAACAUUACAAAUAACAGAAGAUUGGUUUUACUGUACGCUUUCUUAAAGGCAGUCUGUUCCCUUCGUGAUUGGCUAAUUCUAAUUUGAGCGCCUCGCCCUAAGAGGGUCUUCCUCUCUUUUAAGCAUCCGGCAUUAGUUAUUGAGGGUCAACAUGGCAAAAAGUGCCUUAUCUUUAUAUGAUGGAAAUUGACUUCAACGUUUGACAGUCACCAAAAUAAAAAUUCACAGCAACUCGCUCAGGGUUAGUACACUAUGGUGAUUCUUCAUUCUGAUUGGUUAUUUGUGAUCAAACCAAAGAUGCAUGGAUAUCGUUGCCUUGAAAAGAGAUUCUGAGAACAAUGGGGGACAGACUGCCAUUUAAAAUAUGAGCAGCCACAUCAUGUUUCAUUUUGAAUGAUCGUUUGCAAGGGAAGACACUUUAUCAAAAAUGUUUGACAAAAUCGGGCAAUCUUAUGUGCUUGAUGAUAAAACCUGUCCCUUAAUCCUUGAAAUUUGAUAACAAAAUUCAGAGAAGUGGAGGAUAUGACCUUGAAAAGCAGGAUAUGAUCUUGAAAACUGUGUUGGGGGCCCGAAACAAUGAUAGCUUUAUUAGGCGCAAUAUUCCUUUUCUUCUACUGUAAAAAGUAAUAAUUCCUACUAUACUCUAGCUGCUAGUAGAAAUAAGAAAGAUAAAUUUAUUACGUAAAUGCUUAUGUAUAAUAUUAUGGUGUAAGGAAAGUGGUAAAAUACUCCAACAAAAGUUUAUGUUUUGAUUCACGACACACUCACGGGCCGGACAAAAUAUCCAACGUAAACAUAGGGUAGCUGCUCUGCCCCCGGACCCCCUUUUUCAUUUGCUCUUGGUAUCAUGAUAUCCCACUAAAGAAGCUAGAAAAUAAGGAAUAAGUGGACUAGAGCUUGAUUGGUUUAUAUUCUACUUACCUGAGUGAAAGCAGCUCUGCAAGUUAAAUCCCACCUCCGCUAGUGUUAACGAUACAAAUUGUGGUGUCACUCAGGACUCUCGUCAUGGCCCACUGCUGUUCCUUAUGACAUAAAUGAUCUAUCAUUCUGAUAUCCCACACUAAGGAUCUGGGAGUUCAAAUCGACGACAAACUCUGAUGGGAUCACCAUGUUGAAGAGGUCAAAGCUAAAGCACAACGAGCUCUCGGUCUUAUCAAGCAGCCAAAAAUUUCUUCCAUCAGGUAAUCUCCAGAAAUUGUAUAGAGAAAUUGUUCAGCUACAUUUCAGUUACGCUGCUCGGUUUUGGGAUUUUGUAGUAAAACCAUACAUAAUUCUCCCCAACAGAUCCAAAAUAGAGCUACAAGAAUAACUACAAAUAGUCCUUACGAAGUUUCUGCUGUCUCUCUGCUCCAAAAUCUUGGCUGUCUAUCAAUUAGAGAUCUUAUCAAAAA
Rhopilema esculentum is the source of this 4574-nucleotide messenger RNA. Its product is annotated as cytochrome P450 3A31. NCBI's taxonomy places the organism in Eukaryota, Metazoa, Cnidaria, Scyphozoa, Rhizostomeae, Rhizostomatidae. The record is from RefSeq and is a predicted model, not a curated record. Gene Ontology annotation, molecular function: iron ion binding; heme binding; oxidoreductase activity, acting on paired donors, with incorporation or reduction of molecular oxygen.